Molecule: messenger RNA, 5754 nt
Organism: Nothobranchius furzeri (turquoise killifish)
Lineage: Eukaryota; Metazoa; Chordata; Actinopteri; Cyprinodontiformes; Nothobranchiidae
Source: RefSeq, a predicted model, not a curated record
CACACUUGAUGUCCGUGCGAGCGCACGUGGGGUGCAUUACUAGAAGACAUGCUCUCUCUGCUCUCAACGUUCACUUUGAAAACCCGUUCAAAAUAUUUUAUUCUUCACAUCACUAUUGUCUCUUAUGUAUAGUCUUAUCAUGAAGAAGCUUAUCAUGCUUUCAUUCGUUCAGCCUUUGUUUCUUUUGGAAUGCUAACCUGAAGCUUCAGCCCUUGACACACCACACGUUAAUCUCUUUAUUCAGACUCACUAAGUUGAGGUUUGUAAAAUGUGUUGCGGUCUUUUGACCCUUUUUAUUCAUUACAAAUGUAACAGACCCUGCUGUUGUAAGUAAAGCAUGACCUCAGAGCCACACGUCCUGUUGUCCAUUGUUCUCCACACACACAAGAAUUCAGCAGCCAAGGGACAAACUGUUGAUAUCAGUCCGUGUUUUAAUGUCAGUAUUUACCACAACUCCAUGAGAGUGAAGCAAUGCAAGUCUGUGGCAUGGCUUUUUUAUUCGCACAAAUAUAAAUUUACUUUAGAAUUUAAACCACAGAAACUCCAUAGCAGGUUUAGCAGGUCUCUUAUUCAUGCUGGAUUAUCCAGCUGUGAGUGAGCCUUUGAUGUCAUUUGUGACAUAAACGCUAUCAUGAUGGUGGUAACAUUUUACGCCUCUAAUGGAGAGACCCAUUCCAUGUGCUGUUUCAUGUGGCUGAAGCCCUGUUUGUGCUGCUUGGCUGAAUCCAUUGAAUGGCCUGUCCCGGUUCUCUGUGUGUGGGUCUUGGGAGAUGUUUUUAUAAUUCAGUCUGCUGUUUUUCAUUUAUUUUGUCUCAAACUCAGAAAAAAAAGCAUUCCUUAAAAGCAUCCAGUGGGAAUUGAUGAGUGUUGCUUGUUUUUGAGUGAAAUAGGAUCUGUAACUUUUUAGUUUACUAGAUUUGAUCAGGAAGUAUGAAUGCAACAGAUUUUUGUCAGUUUUGUAAACACAGUAACAGCAAAACACUGACAUUUAUGUAACUUGACGUGAACUUAUUUGAAUUCUGGAAUUAACAAUUUAAUUAAUACUUUCUUCUCCAACAACAGUGACCCCUCCCAGCUGCCACUAUGGCCCUGGUUCAGGCUCUGCCCAUAUCGGCUGAGCCUCACACCCCGAGCCACAGCGUUGGAGCUCGCAGACGUCACCCCUCUGGUCCUUCACCACCCAUCCACCCACCACCUUCGAUGGGUUCUGUCAGCAGCCUGGUCGCCGCUCGCCCUGUAACCUACCAGGAUCUGGGGGCCAGAGUCCGGCGUUCUACUGCUGGAACUUCCUGCCUGGGCUCCGAGUCUCCUCAGGAUCCGCUGCUGCACAACAUCCUACCCCUGAAGAACCAGAGCUGCACAACGUCUAGCAGAGUUCUGGAGGAGAGUGGGAACGGGAACUACACCUACAUAAACGAGGACUAUGUCGGUGACUGGAAUGAUAAUCAUGUUACUCCUGGCAGCCCUGAAAGCGACAGAGAGGACAUUAAAGUAGGGUUGGGAUUAAAUGGAAAACCUCCUCCGAGAUUGAUUCCAGUCUCUGGAAAACUCGAGAAGAACAUGGAGAAAACAGUGCUGCGGCCCACUGCCUUCAAACCCGCCAUUCCCAAAAGCCGCUCUUCCAUGCAGUACCUCUCCCCUCACCACUGUGCUAACGCAUCAGAAAGCCAAAACAACCUGAACCUGCUCAGCCCCGCCCACAGGGAUGCGUCACCGUCCUGCACUGAGAAACGCAGCUCCUACAGCGGAGGAAGGAACGCCAGCAAUGGUAGCAGCCAGUCCUGCUCGUUGUCCGACUCGGGCCGGAACUCCCUCUGCAGCCUGCCCCCUUACAACAGUGCCAGCUACAGCCUGGCGUCAGGGGACGCCCCAGCAGGUCACCUGGAGCCCACAAAGGGCGUCCCAUCAGUCGGUGCACAUGGCCAGACCAACUCAGACAGUGGACGCUCUUCCUCCAGUAAAAGCACUGGUUCUGGAUCGUUGGGGGGCCGAGGGCAGCCUCUGUCUGACAGCGGGUCUGGCGGACGCUCUCCUGGCCCCGUGGAGGGUUACGAAGGGGUUGUGAGGGAUCUGGAGGACAAACUGAGAGAGAGAGAGUUGGAGCUGCAGCAACUCCGAGACAAUCUAGAUGAGAAUGAAGCUGCAAUAUGUCAGGUUUAUGAGGAGAAGCAGAAGCGCUUUGAGUUGGAGCUGGAGGAGCUGAGGCAGAGCUGUGCCACCAGGAUGCAGGUAGCUUCUCAGAAGGCCCAGAGGGCUCAGCAGGUGCUUCAGCUGCAGGUUUAUCAGCUCCAGCAGGAGAAGAAGAAGCUGCAGGAGGACUUUGCUCAGCUUCUGAAGGAGAGGGAGCAGCUAGAGGAGCGCUGUACUUCCUACGAGCAUGAGAAGAUCCAGCUGGGACCCCGGCUGGAGGAGACCAAGUGGGAGGUGUGCCAGAAGUCAGGAGAAAUCUCCCUGCUGAAGCAGCAGCUGAAGGAGGUGCAGAGUGAGUUGGCUCAGCGAGUUGGAGAGAUCGUCUCACUGCGGAGUCAGCUUCGAGAUACCCGCGGUGAGCUGACCAACACCCAGGUUCUGCUCCAGGAGGCCCACGGCACAAACCGCACACGCACCAUGGAGCUGGAGGUGUGUGAAAACGAGCUCCAGCGUCGAAAGAGUGAAGCGGAACUGCUCAGAGAAAAGGUAGGACGCCUCGAGGGAGAGCUGGCUAAUCUCAAAGACACCUUGGCCAGUCAGGCAGCAGGUAACAGACAUUGUCAGGUGUUCCAGGACACAGAGGAGCACCUGCUUGCAUACGAGAGCGAUGAGGCGAAGGCCCACAGGCAGAGCAGCACCGAGGCCCUGCAGAACAUGAAAGUGCAGAUGGAAAGGCUGAAAUCAGACUUGGCCUUUGAGCGCCAGACGGUUGAGCAGCAAUCGGGAAGCUUUGAGGAAGAGCGCAGGAUAUGGCAGGAGGAGAAGGACAAAGUAAUCCGCUACCAGAAGCAGCUGCAGGAGAACUAUGUGCAGAUGUAUCGCAGGAACCGAGAGCUGGAGCAGAUGCUGCAGGAGCUCAGUCUGGAACUGGAGAGCAGAGAGGAGGACGAGGGCAGCGGGAACGAGAUCAACUUUGACGAAAUCGCGGCGACAGAAAUCUGACACAUCUUUUUGUUGUUAUUUGCACUACCAUCUGCUAGGUGUUUUUCCUCCUUGUGCUGUCUAGAUGGAAAAAAGUGCUGUUUAUGUGACUAACAAGCAACCAACUGUGUCUGGUGUAAAACAGUGUGACGUGUGAAGUCCGCUCCACUUGAAAGCCGUUUGACCUUUAAACGUCAUUAACCGCAUCAGCUCUCCACGCCUUCAUUAAUGCCUGUGUUUGCACUGAACACACAACCGAGUCCCGGUGACUUUUCACAGCUUUGGAAGUUUUAUGUGCGUGCGUGUAAGUUCACCCAAACUUUCACCAUCCUCCUCCUGUGAUGGUUUUGACUCCGCCAUCCCAACUGCACUCAGCGCUACACUCCCACUCUGUCAGCAGCCGGCUACACUUCGCUUGUUUGCGGUGAACGUGUCAUCCACACGUUCACUGUGUCCCCGUAAGAGUAAUCGGAGACUUCGGUGGCUGUGCUAUGUGUGACAUGGAUGGUGAUGAGGUUAAAUGGGAGCUCUGACAACUUACCAACCCUGAAAUGGGUGUUGGGGGCAACCUGUAUGACAAUGCUGAUGCUAUGACUCAUUUUAAAUUUGCCCCAUUUUUACACAAUCCAGUGGAAUAAAUCACUUUAGCAUGAAGCAGAAAGGUCAGUUUUCCUGUUUUGUUCAGAUAUCCCCAGAUGUGUUAAAGGGGUACUUCAGCCAUUUGAAAGCUGUGUUAUUGUGUAAAAGUUAGAAAUUUUCCUGCUUUAUCGGUUGUAAAUAGCUUCCUUAAUGGUUCCUGUUCAGAGAAAUGGCUAAUGUCCUUUAGGGCUAAUGAGCUAGCAUCAUACAAUUCAUAGUGUUUCCUGUGACUCUAUUUUAGGCACAGUUGCUCUGCCUUUGGCUUUGCCUGAUUUAUUUAGACAGAAAUAUAAAAUUUCCGCUGGACUUGACCCCUAGAUGCAUCCAGGAAGUGCUGCGUUUUGCUACAGAUUUUCACUUUUGUAAAUAGAACUCCCAAAUUAAAGGGAGACAAGGCAGUUUUUGCUUGCUUUUAGCGCCUCCUAGUGUCCGUUUGUAGAGCCCAAAGCAAAGCCUUGCUGUGCGAUCAUCCAUUUAACACCUUAAUCUAAAAGCUGCAACGUGCCCCUGCCUUCAUUUGUGUCUACAGGAUUCAUCAUCACUAAAUUAAACAAAUCAACUGUGAUCUAAAACAUGCAGGAAGCGUGCUGAAAGCAGCCUGCAGCCCCAGGCAUGUCGGCUCAUUUUUGUUUUCUAAGUUAAACGGAGCAGACCGGCAACUCUGAAGUUGCAAGUGGAAUAUUCUGGUCACACGGGGCGAUUGGGGCUGGGCGGCCCUUCGUCAACCCUAUAAAAGGGUAUUCAAUUCCAGGCACCGAUGGCCGGUAUCCAGCAUGUUUUAGUGGUUUCUCUGCUCCAACUUACUUGAUUCAGUGGUUUAAUCACCUGUGCAGCAGCUCAUCAGGCUCUGCAGAAGCCUGUUAAUCACCUGUCGUCUGAAAUCAGGUGUGUUGAUACAGAGUUAAAACUAAAACGUGUUGGAUAUCGGCCCUCCAGGCCCAUAAUUGAAUAUCCCUGCUGUAAAGGGUCGUUUUAGCAGAUGCUGGCUCAAGAAAAUGAUUUAACAAUAUGAAAAAGUUGCAAAGUAUCCCUUUAAUGGAUUGUAAAGGUUUACAAAAUAAUUUCACUCGAACCACUAUGAAAAUAGAUUUGAGCUGUUUUUUUUUUAUACAUGGAAUCAGUAAACUUUGUUUCAGCUCAUGCAGACUAGCCAUUAGCUCAGAAGUCCUGGAGGACAUUAACGCUGAUUUUUUUUAACCGAAGCUCUUCAAAAAGCUAUCUACACAACGAGUACGAUAGUGUAACUUUGACACAAACAACAUGGCUGAAUAAUCUCUUUAAGAUCAACAUUUUUUAACAUUUUCAUUAAAAAAAAACACACUAAUGAUGUUAAUUAUAACUUUUUUGCUCCAGACUCUAUAAUCUGCCCUGCCUUAUCACUCCUGUACGCCCUGUGCUGUGGUACUGUAGAGUCUGUGUGCUUGAUGUGCUCAGUGACGGAGGCCUUCUAAAAAGCAGAAACUGUUUCUUGAUGAGAAACUAAGUUUAUGUUCAUUAAAAUGUUGCUAAAUCCUGUGAUAGAAACAUGGUUCAGUCAUGAGUAAACCUGUUUUAUAAAGAAGUUUUAAUUAAAGAAGACCGUGUCACCACACUAAAUGAGCUCUCAACGGAAAUAUUCCCAAAGCUGUUUAUCUAUUACAUCACUAAUAAUGGAGAACUCUUGCACUGAAAGAUGUUUUGGAGUAAAGUCAGACUACUUCCCACCGAGCUUUUAGCAUUCUCAUGUACUUCCCUUUUUGAUUGAACCAUCUGUAAAUAAGGAUAUUUUGUUCCUAGAGCUGUCUGCUCAUCUCAAACAUAACCACUGUGAAUAGACCAAAGCUACACAUUUCCCACCCACAGAUGAAAAACCUGGAUAUUAUCGUUAGUGUGGAAGUUUGUUUUGGUUCCUCUGAUUAAAUUUUAUAAUCUGCAAUAUUUGUAUGAAGACAUUAAAUGUAUAUUUUCAUGCUGUACAUUUCUUGGACAAACACAGCAUGUUUUCAAUUAAACCAGUUUAACUUC